This is a messenger RNA of Hemibagrus wyckioides, 1381 nucleotides long. It is a transcript of the gene rasd4, whose product is annotated as rasd family member 4. The record is from RefSeq and is a predicted model, not a curated record. Bases 201 to 827 code for a protein of 208 amino acids. The transcript has a single exon. Gene Ontology annotation, molecular function: GTPase activity; GTP binding. NCBI's taxonomy places the organism in Eukaryota, Metazoa, Chordata, Actinopteri, Siluriformes, Bagridae.
ACACAGAAGCACCUGUCAGCUGUAUGCCAUGCAUUUCUACAGCACAUCUCAGCAUGGGUUUCAUUCAGCAGCAAGUGCUAAACUGAGUUUCGUGAAGAGCUCGAAAAGGUUCUGAAGCUUAUCUCAACGUUGAUGAGGUUCAAACUAAAAUCUUACAGGAACUAACCAGUCCAUUAAGUUAAGAGCAGCAUUCAGAGAGCAUGUCUCUGGACGUAAAGGAAAAGAAAGAGGUACGGCUGGUGUUCAUGGGAGCUGCCGGCGUGGGAAAAACAGCUCUAAUCCAGCGCUUUUUGCAGGAUCGGUUCGAACCGAAGCACCGGCGCACGGUGGAGGAGCUCCACAGCAUGGAGUACGAGGUGGCUGGCAUCAAGGUGACUGUGCACAUCAUGGAUACGAGCGGCAGCUACUCGUUCCCAGCUAUGCGCAAGCUUUCCAUUCAGAAUGGCGAUGUCUUCGCCUUGGUGUACUCCGUGGAUGACCCCGAGUCACUGGAAGCCGUCAAGAGUCUGCACAAGGAGAUCCUGGAGAUCAAGGAGGACAAGUUCACACCAGUGGUGGUGGUGGGGAACAAAACAGACUGUAAGGGCGACAGAAGGGUAAAUGCCGAAGAUGUCAUUGCCACCAUGGAGCUGGAUUGGAACAACUGCUUCUUGGAAGCCUCGGCGAAAGAGAACGACAACGUGCUGGAGGUGUUCAGAGAGCUGCUGCAGCAGGCCAACGUGCCAAACCGCCUGAGCCCUGCACUGAGGCGUCGCCGAGAGACCUUCCCCAAGAACGCAGGAGCACGGCCACCCAUGAACAAGACCAACAGCUGCACCAUGUCCUAAAGUUCACAGGAAAGUCCUCUCCAUGUUUUAACCCUUUCAAACACAGCAUCAUCGUGAUCAUCUCAGUACUGACAUUGGACAAGAUGGAAAGUGCUGAUAAAAAGGGAGGUGAAGAAAAGAAACCUCAAGCCUCAUAUUAUGAGGGAAAACCAGGAACUGCUGAUUGUUUGGAAAGAAUAUGGCAAAUCUUUUCAGCCAUAAGUUGCACUGAACUCUGAUGAGCGCUCACUGUCAAGUGUUAAUCUGAUGCAAGUAGACUCUGGUGGACAAGCCUGUAAAAAAAUAGUCUAAUAACUAGAUCCAGCUUGUGUGGACUGUAGUGUGAACAUAAAAUCCAUUCAAAUCCAUUUUGUUUUGAAGGUUGCUUGUAUAAAAUGUGCGUUGUUUUAGAGGAUAUUAUUGUAACACUGUACUGAGCCUUGGUUCUUGUAAAAAAAAAAAAAAAAAAUCCAUGAAUGUAAUGAAACUCAUGUAGUUUUGAUAUUCUAGAGUUAAUUAUGUUACACAUUUUUUUAUGUUUUGUUACAGUACAAAUAAAUAUUUACAUGAUCAGA